Messenger RNA from Talaromyces atroroseus, 1071 nucleotides. RefSeq lists its product as hypothetical. The transcript has a single exon. The record is from RefSeq and is a predicted model, not a curated record. Bases 1 to 1071 code for a protein of 356 amino acids. Lineage: Eukaryota; Fungi; Ascomycota; Eurotiomycetes; Eurotiales; Trichocomaceae.
AUGAUCAGCAAACAUGACCUAGACGAGCAAUCUUCACAGGAAUCUCAUGCUGAACCUGAGGACACCCCGGUGCUAUCACUGCCUGAACCAGCUGUCGGGCUAGAAUAUCAUGCGUGCCUCCCGUUGGAUUACCAAGCUCACAGCCACGUAUCUCGCGAGCAGCAAUCAGAUUCGAGCGAAGAUCUAGCUGGCAACCCUCUACGUGAUGGUCAACUGACGCCAUUUGCAAGUUCGACUGUUGACCCUAGCUUUAGCGGGCAACGUCCACCCAUUGAACGUUCAAGCUCCCUCGAAGUCCACGCCUCGUCUCCAGUCCCAUUGGAGAAAGACUUGAGUGAAUUGUCAACCCUUCCAUUAGAUGAAGACCUUGAGAACAAACAAAUCCUUGGCACUGAUGGAGCUGCAUCUUCUAUCGGGGAAGAACGCGUCUUCCCAACACAGAGUUAUGCUUCAGUAUAUCCUUUCUCUGAGACCACGAGCGAGUCGGGCAGUUACAUAGUAGUGACACCACGAACAUCCCAUGCUGAAACCAAAUCCUCAGCAUAUCCGAGUCCGAGAUAUUCAGAAGUACAGCAAUUGAACAAUUCUACAGUAUUCAUCCCGAGCCCCCAUCUUGCGACGAUAGACGAAGCCUUUGAUGACCAGUUUUCAUACCUGAGAACAACACAUCCAUUGGCAACAUCCUACAAUAGUGCGCCCCCGACAUUUUGUGGUCUCAGCACACCAAACAGUCCAGCCAUAUAUCCAACCAAUCAUGCCAGCGAGAAGCUACGACGACCACCGUAUGGGGAUGGUCUGAAGUAUCCACCUUGUCGGACUACUGAGGAUGGGUUGCUCAUAGUACCCAGCGUACCUGGGGAGCUCCCUGGGGAGAUAUCGAAAGAGCCUACAAGGAAUGAAUAUCCAACCCGUUCAGAAAGGAGUAAUAACCCAGACGAUCAAUUCGCCGUCGCACCUCUCAGUCCUAACGUCACAGCGUACCGCAAGGGAAAGUAUCCGAGAAGAAAAAGAUACUCCAGCUACAGACAGUAUAUGCCUCAGCCACCUUUUGACGGGAACCAAACCAUGUGA